This is a messenger RNA of Lepus europaeus (European hare), 1266 nucleotides long. It is a transcript of the gene EDA2R, whose product is annotated as ectodysplasin A2 receptor. Lineage: Eukaryota; Metazoa; Chordata; Mammalia; Lagomorpha; Leporidae. The record is from RefSeq and is a predicted model, not a curated record. Gene Ontology annotation, biological process: positive regulation of canonical NF-kappaB signal transduction; positive regulation of JNK cascade; tumor necrosis factor-mediated signaling pathway. The coding region runs from base 244 to 1167 and encodes 307 amino acids. The transcript is spliced from 8 exons. Gene Ontology annotation, molecular function: protein binding; tumor necrosis factor receptor activity. Gene Ontology annotation, cellular component: plasma membrane.
UCUCGGAGUCUCACCGGGGCGGAGAAAGUAGGCGUAGCAUGAAAGGAAUAGAGGGCUGGUUUGGGGGCUGCCGUUGCUACACGUGGAUGGAUGUGAAAUGAGUCAAACGGAGUUCUGAUCGCAACGGAUUUCAUCUAUUGAGAAGCCUUACUAAGAAGAUGGUAUAAGAACAAAGAACUGAAGAAUAUGAGGGGGAUAGCCAUGUGAAUAUCUUGGGGAAGAACAUUGCUGACUUGAGCAGAUAUGAAGGCCUUAAGCCUUCCCACCAUGGAUUGCCAAGAAAAUGAGUACUGGGACCAAUGGGGACGGUGUGUUACCUGCCAACAGUGUGGUCCUGGACAGGAGCUCUCCAAGGACUGUGGUUAUGGAGAGGGGGGAGAUGCAUACUGCACAGCCUGCCCUCCCCGCAGGUAUAAAAGCAGCUGGGGCCACCACAGAUGUCAGAGUUGUAUCAACUGUGCUGUUAUCAAUCGUGUCCAGAAAGCCAACUGCACGCCUACCUCUAAUGCUGUCUGUGGGGACUGUCUGCCCAGGUUCUACCGAAAGACACGUAUUGGAGGCCUGCAGGACCAAGAGUGCAUCCCCUGCACGAAGCAGACCCCCACCUCUGAGGUUCAGUGUGCCUUCCAGUUGAGCUUAGUGAAGGCAGAUGCACCCACAGUGCCCCCUCAGGAGGCCACACUUGUUGCACUGGUGAGCAGUCUGCUAGUGGUGUUUACCCUGGCCUUCCUGGGGCUCUUCUUCCUCUACUGCAAGCAAUUCUUCAACAGACAUUGCCAGCGUGUUGCAGGAGGUUCGGUGCAGUUUGAGGCUGACGAGGCCGCAGAGGAAGAAUCUCUCUUCCCCAAGCCACCUGGCCAGGAGACCAGCACAGAGUCCCCAGUGAGUGAAAGCAUCUUUGAGAUCCAGCCACUUAACCCCAUCCUGGAUGACGACUGCAGCUCGACUCGUGGCUUCCCCACACAGGAGUCCUUUACCAUGGCCUCUUGCGCCUCAGAGAGCCACUCCCACUGGGUCCACACCCCCAUCGAAUGCACAGAGUUGGACCUGCAAAAGUUUUCCAGCUCUGCCUCCUAUACUGGAGCUGAGACGUUGGGGGGGAACGCAGACGAAAGCUCUGGAGACAGGCUGGAGCCCAAUGUGCCCUUUGAAGUUGCCAGCCCUUAACUCUACUGAGGUCUCUUGGGCUCCUGGAAGCCUUGUCCCAUCAUUCUCUCUGGACUCUCCUGCCUUGUUCCUAUAGCACAAGAACAGCAGGGACCUGGG